This is a messenger RNA of Tribolium castaneum (red flour beetle), 1706 nucleotides long. Its product is annotated as pickpocket protein 28-like. Gene Ontology annotation, cellular component: plasma membrane. NCBI's taxonomy places the organism in Eukaryota, Metazoa, Arthropoda, Insecta, Coleoptera, Tenebrionidae. The record is from RefSeq and is a predicted model, not a curated record. The transcript has 7 exons. Bases 47 to 1636 code for a protein of 529 amino acids. Gene Ontology annotation, biological process: sodium ion transmembrane transport. Gene Ontology annotation, molecular function: ligand-gated sodium channel activity.
UGACCUUCGCGCAAUUAUAAAAUUAAAUUUUUCUUCAUUCGGAAAAAUGAAGCCGAGCGCGAUCCCACCUUUGCCUUUUAUCAAAAAAUUGCGAAAUUAUUUUAGAGAGUAUUGUGUGUGCACGAGCAUUCAUGGUUUCCGCUAUUUCGGCGAAAAACGCACCAUUUUCGAACGAAUUUGGUGGUUUAUUAAUUUCGUGAUUUGUCUCGCCGCUUGUGGGUAUUUCAUACACGCUGUGUACCAAAAGUGGGACUCUAGUCCGGUAAUUGUCUCUUUUGCAACGACCAGAACUGUGAUUUUCGAUAUCCCGUUUCCUUCGGUUACGAUUUGUCCGGAGUCGAAAGUCGUUCCGAGUAUUUUUAAUUACACGAAAGUGCUCCAAAAGAAGGAAAAUUGGCUUAAUGUGACGGAAGCCGAAAAUACAAAUUUUAAUUACUUGGCAUUACUGUGUGAUCCUCGAGAGAUCGAUUUUUAUUUUAACUUCACUGAUUACGAACAAACUUAUUCAGAUGAGUUUUUCAACGUAAUUAACGAGGUUAAGCCAAAAUUUAACGUCCAAGAUUGUCGUUAUAUGGGGCGGAGCAGAAACUGCAAGGAGCUUUUUACCCCAAUUUUGACAGACGAAGGGGUUUGUUACACUUUUAAUAUGCUUGAUCGGAGGGAAAUUUUCAAUGCGGAAGUGGUUAAUUUUCGUAAUUACCACCACGUGGGUCGCCUGUCCCAUCGCUGGUCCAUGAGCAAUGGGUACGCCCAGGACGCACAGAUUCGCACUUACCCACAACGAGCUCUUUACCCCGGUGCUCGAAACGGCCUAACUUUCAAUAUUAUGACCAAAAAUGAGGACCUAGACUACGCUUGCACCUCCAUGCAAGGGUACAAGGUGUUGUUGCAUACACCCAUAAGGUUGCCCAGACCCAGCCAACAAUUUUUUCAACUCCCUUUGGACCAGAGAGUUGUCGGUGCAAUUCAUCCCAUCAUAAUCACAACUUCUGAAUCGGUGAAAAAAUUUCCACCGGAAAAACGGGAGUGUUACUUCCCCACUGACCGCAAGUUGAAAUUUUUUAAGAUUUAUUCGGCGCUAAAUUGCAGGCUUGAAUGUCUCACGAACUACACCUUAAAAAUGUGUCGGUGUGUCAACUUUUUCAUGCCACGGGAGAAUGGGACAAAAAUUUGCGGUACGGGCAACAUCGACUGCUUGCUUUACACCGAAGCUGUGAUGCAACUCAAGCAUCUCAGAAGCCAGCUCAAUGAAACCAAACAUGGAAAAAUCUCCGGUAGUGGCUUGGAUUGUAAAUGUUUGCCGAUUUGCGACGACAUAACUUACGAAGUGGACGUUUCGCAAAGUAACUGGGAUUGGAGAAAACAGAUAGUGGCUCUAGGGCCGAAAUAUCAGAACUAUAGCACUGAUAAGAUACACAUGUCCACACUGACGCUCUUUUUCGAAUAUAACAGUUUCAUUCGAUCGCAACGUAAUGAGCUUUACGGCCCGACCGAUUUUUUGGCGAAUUUUGGCGGACUUUUGGGGCUUUUUACCGGAUUUUCUAUCCUUUCGCUGCUGGAAAUUAUUUAUUUCUUGUCGGUUAGGAUGAUUUGCAACCGGUAUUUGUACGGGUUUUGGGCAGGGCCUCAAAUGUAGAUAUUUACCAUAUGUUUGCACAUUUUUUAUUUAUUCUUGCACAUAUUAAAUAAUAUACCUAUUAACACUA